AUGUUGGUCUACCUGAUAAAAGCACCUGUUCUCUGUCAUUAUUUGGCUUUCUUCACCAAUGUUAAUAGAUCUUUUUCCUUGCUAUCGUUUGGCUUUCUACACCCAAUUAAUAAAAGCUCCUUUCUCUGCUAUCUUUUGGUAAUCUUCAUCCAUUGGAUAAAAGUUACUUUUCUCAACUCUCAUCUGGCUUUCUACACCCACAUUAAAAGUUUCUUUUCUUUUGCAUUCUUUGACAUUCUUCAGUCCUUUGAAAAAAUCACCUGUUCUCUUUCAACCAUUGGCUUACUUCACCCAAGUGGUAAAACGGCCCUUUCCUUGUCUACCUGUUUCUUAUCCCACUUGAAAAGAAAGCUCCUUUUUCUCUGCCCUUUUUUUGGCAUUCUUCAUCCACAUGAUAAAAGCUCAUUAUUUGGCUUUCUUCACACAUGUGGUAAAAGGUACUUUUCUUUUCCAUUAUUUGCCUUUCUUCACCCCUUGAAAGAUGCUUUGAUUCUCUGGCAUCUUUGGCUUCUUCCACCAUCAUAA
Acanthosepion pharaonis is the source of this 525-nucleotide messenger RNA. Lineage: Eukaryota; Metazoa; Mollusca; Cephalopoda; Sepiida; Sepiidae. The record is from the annotation of a GenBank genome assembly.